GAUUCAUUUAGAGAAGAGACCUCGUGUCAUAAAGGUAUCGACGUUACGAAUAAAAUUAAUUUUGUGUAGAAGGUUUUUAAAAAGCUGAAGGAAAAAUUAGCAGAAUUUGAUGGCCAGUACUUUCAAAAUUUAAAUAUUGUCAAAUAAUACAGACACUAAGAAUAAGAUUGUGUUGAGCUCUUAUUGGGCGUACGCACGACAAUUUUUAAAUUUAGCAGAUCAACAUUGUUUGCAAAAUUUUGCAAAACUCUUUGUUUAUAAGUGAAGGGAGCUUUAUCCAGUAAAUUGAUACGUUAUUAAGAUUGCUUCCCAAACUAUUUGUGAUCCGUGACGCCAAAUAAAUAAAUAUACAUAGAAAUUUCGAAUUAAUUUGUUUGAACAAAUUUUACUACGUUUCAAAUUUCUUAAAGUUCUGUGCCACGAUGGCGACACCCCGAGGAAAAAAACGGCCCAGGGAGCAGUCCAUAACGCAGAAAUUUAUGGAUGAAAAUUUCCCCCAAGAAAUUGGCGAGUCGAGGAAAUAUUUUGCAAAGAUGGAGCCAGAAUCAUCACUGACUAAAAAGACGGGAAACGAACAUAUCAUAUAUUUCGAGCCUUUUCUAAAAUACUGGUUACUAAUUAGCGGGAUUCCAAGUGCACUCGCGAAAUCUGGUAAUAUUUUUGAAAUUCGGAUUCAACCUGUCGCAUGGGCUACCGCAUUUAAUCAGCGAGAUCUCGCCUCAACAAUUCAAUUCGUUUGGAAAGCAAUGGUUCACUCGGAGUGUCGCAAGAUUAUCAUUUUGGACACAAUUGCGAGAGACAACAUGGUCAAAAUUAUACAACGAGCCGUCAUCUUCAUGAUGUCCAAGUUCCAUCCUACCUCGUACAUAAAUCCGUGGUCAUUUCCGUCAAGUUUCCACGAAAUUAUGACUCGCUUCCCCGAACCGGACGAGGCCAUGAUGGCCGAAAUAAAUUCCACAUUGAGAAACUAUGACCCUCGCCGCGAGAACGACGAGCCUUAUCAAGCCCAAUUUCUCAACGAGUUAUCCGGUCGAAUGGAUGGUUUGGCUCACAAUUUCUGGGACGAUGUUGACUUGCCCGAUGACUAUGAAGUCUUCAUAAUUGAAGCUCAAAAGGAGGAAACAAAGUAUGAGGAAAUGUUCAAAAGGUGCGUCAUGGCGGUGAGAAACUCAAAUAUUGGCGGGAUUAGGAUGGACACAGCGCAAAUAGCGGCCGCCUUGACGAAAAGCACCAUCCCGCAGAAUACAGAUCAGCACGUGGAUGGCGUUCAAUUUAGUGAAGAACGUUGGAAAGCAGCAUUCAAACAGGGGGAGAUUUCUAUUGCAAAAGUAGCAGCGAAAUUAUCCAGUACAAUUAUUCGCUUAGAUUUUGGCAAUGUUGGGCAAUUGAUACAAACUUUCAAAGGGGUCGGAUCCAUUUGCUCAGUCAAAAUGUUGGCCAUCUAUCGCGCGUCUAAAUUUCUGUACGAAAGACGACACAAUAAACGAGGGUACGAGGAGAUGUAUGAUUCUCAAGUUUCCGCCCAUAACGUGUACCCAACUUUGGAAGAGUGCAGACAGAUAGAUGAGGAGAUUCGGCUCCAUGGAAAGCACGCUGUCCUCGGGAGAAUGGAGGACAAGCAAACUGGACAAAUUUGCCAGGGGUCACAUUUGACGCCGGAAAGAAUUGGCCCACCUGGCCUGCAAAAUAUGCUAAAUGUUGCCAACUUCCAAAAUCAACCCCAUUCUUGCCAGCCUAAUUCUCCCGCGGUAUUUCAAGCAAUCUCGGACUCUGCGCAGAUGGAUGUAUCAAAGUCACCGGACGGUAUUGUUUUUCAAAAUCCGGGUCAGUCCCCUAGACAAGAUAACGACGGUCUUGAAGAUGCUCAACGGUUUACUUGUGUACAAAACUUCCUGGAUAAGGAAACUUUGAAGGAAUGGAAACGAACGGGACUUAUUAAUGGGAUCGAGCCUAAAUUGUUGAGAGAGGACUACACCGAAACAAGUUAUAUGUCGUUGACACUAAAAAUCGGCGAGACUACCCGCACGCACGCUUUUUGCCAUAAAACGUGGACCGGUGCUGAGAAACUGUACCGUUCAAACGGUCCGGUUCAUAUGGGGAGACAAUUUUUGAUAAAAGAGAUCUUUGACGAGGACGAACUUCGCGAUGCCACCCCGACCGGACGGCGUAUGAAGGGUCAGGCCCCGGGAGAGGAGAAGCAACUCGAUGAAAACAGACAGUGGCAAAUUUUGGAUUUGAUUCGCUACUUGGUCUCGCAAGGGGAGAGAGGCGUUUGCAGGCCGGCGCUGUACAUAGGUCCGUGGUCAAACCCGGUAGAGAAAAAUAUGCGGACUGAAGUCAUCACCUUCGGGUCGAAUAAGAUUCGAGGUACUCUUAAAAAAACACUAAUUGGCAAUUGUAGCCAAGAAAGUGUAUGAUGGUAAUUGUUCCGACGAGAGAAACUCGUUUUUAUGCAGACGACUCAGAUUCUAAAAAAAUAUGAAGUAGUUAAAAAUUUUAACUUAAAUAUGAGCAAAUAUAUUUUGCAUAUUUUAGCAAUACGACAGUUACUGCCUUAGGUAUAGUUAAUUUAUUAGCUUAUGAUUCAUAAUAGUGCAUUAUGUGACCUUACAUUGCGAUACCAUUUAUGCUGUACUGAUUCGGAAGUGGUGCUUCAAAUCGUUACCUAAACUUGAGCAGAUCUGUAGAGAGCUGGGGUGUUUUACCUUACAUAUUAUUAGCCUUUAAACAUAUGAUUAUGUAGAAACAUGAAAUAAAUAUUAACAUAUUUUCCUUUUUGAAAU
Messenger RNA from Folsomia candida, 2783 nucleotides. RefSeq lists its product as uncharacterized. The record is from RefSeq and is a predicted model, not a curated record. The transcript is spliced from 7 exons. NCBI's taxonomy places the organism in Eukaryota, Metazoa, Arthropoda, Collembola, Entomobryomorpha, Isotomidae. The coding region runs from base 423 to 2417 and encodes 664 amino acids.